CAAGACUCCGUGAAUUCCCAUUGGAAACUUCACCAGCUUUUCCUUAGCUAUAUUUUGGAGUACUAUUUAGCAGUUGAAAGUAGGCAUUUUAAUGUCAUCUUAAGUUUUGUGAUGGGCAGUGGCCUAUUAUUUUCUUUGCUUUCUCUUGUUGAAUUUUUAUCCAGUUAUUCAUGGCAAACUUUCGCUGCUCCAUUGAGAUGGAGCCUAAGACAUUGAAUCAAGGUCAACUUAACCUCGCUCGAGAAGUUGCUGUUGACAUAGUGCAGAAUACAGAAUCGGACGAAGCAUCAAAUAUAUUUGUAGAGGGAAGAAAGGCAGUUAUUGAAAUAAAGAAGGCGCUAAUGCUAAUUGAGGAAGCACAUUUAGUCGAAAACUGCAAAGAAGAACAAGUAACGAAGACAAACGUGGUGAUAGAGGCAUCUUGCCAAUGCUCGUGUCCUUCAGCAAUAAUUGACUCGCCUGAUCAAUCUAAGCUUAAGGAACCACUCUCUGCUCCCUUUUGAAACUUCACUACAACAAUACUUACGCCUCAAUCCCAAACAAAUUAGAGUCACUAGCUAUCUCGAAAUAAAAAUGCAACAUUUUAAUUUGCUGCACAUAUAUCAGCUUCUCUUUGCUUUUACCAGUACUGUAACGUUUUUUUUGAUCCGUUCCGUUGGCAUUCAAGUGUUCACAGUAUAUUUUGGAUUUUAGCUUUGUUCACUAACAAUGUAUAAGAUGAUUAUAAAAUUUAUAUUCCAUUGCCUCAA
This is a messenger RNA of Nicotiana attenuata, 749 nucleotides long. RefSeq lists its product as uncharacterized. The record is from RefSeq and is a predicted model, not a curated record. NCBI's taxonomy places the organism in Eukaryota, Viridiplantae, Streptophyta, Magnoliopsida, Solanales, Solanaceae. The transcript is spliced from 3 exons. The coding region runs from base 171 to 503 and encodes 110 amino acids.